AUGAGUCCGAUACUGACCAAUCGGCAAGCUGAAGAGCUUCAUAAGUCGAUAAUAGCAUAUCUAACGGCUAAUAAUCUCCUGGACACGGCCAACACCUUGAGGGCGGAGUUGAAUCUAAACGAGGAUGCGUUUGACCCGGCCACAGCGAAGAAGUAUGAGACCUUACUGGAGAAGAAAUGGACCAGUGUAGUCCGGUUACAGAAAAAGAUUAUGGAUCUUGAGUCUCGAAUGUCAGCAAUGCAGGCUGAGCUUGACAAUGCGACACCAACCUCACUUUCUAAACGCAACAAAGACCCCGCGUCCUGGAUACCAACUGCUCCUGCCCGACAUGCUCUGGAAUCACACCGAGAUACCAUCAACAGCGUCGCAUUCCACCCUAUAUUCUCCUCAGUUGCUUCAGCAUCCGAUGAUUGCACCAUUAAGAUAUGGGACUGGGAGUUGGGCGAACUAGAGAGGACGAUCAAGGGUCACACGCGGGCAGUUGUGGACGUGGACUUUGGGGGUCCGAGAGGCGGUAUACUACUGGCGUCAUGCAGCUCGGAUCUAAGCAUUAAACUAUGGGACCCAUCGAAUGAAUAUAAGAACAUACGGACCCUGGUAGGCCAUGAUCACAGUGUCAGUGCCGUGCGGUUUAUACCCCUCGGAGCCUCGGGGGCCCCAUCAUCGGGCAAUCUGUUGGCUAGCGCUAGUAGAGACAAGUCUCUGAAGAUAUGGGACGCCAACACCGGAUAUUGUUUGCGAACUUUACAAGGCCACACUGCCUGGGUACGAGAUGUGUUUCCCUCUCCGGACGGGAGGUUUUUGCUCUCAACCGGAGACGACAGCACUGCAAGAUUAUGGGAUAUUUCUGUCUCAAAUCCGGAAACUAAAGUAACAAUGUUUGGCCAUGAUCACUUCAACGAGUGUUGCGCUAUUGCGCCGUCUACCUCAUACCAAUAUCUAUCGCCUCUAACUGGCCUGAAAAAGCCUCCACCUGCGAGUAGCACUGCAGAGUUUAUGGCCACUGGUUCCCGAGACAAGAAAAUUAAGAUAUGGGAUGCUCGAGGGACUUGUCUCUUAACAUUGGCGGGCCACGACAACUGGAUACGGGCAUUGGCUUUCCAUCCCGGCGGCAAAUACCUCUUCUCAGUAUCUGACGAUAGGACGCUGCGCUGCUGGGAUCUGAGCCAAGAAGGAAAAUGCAUCAAGGUGAUGAGGGACGCCCACGAACGAUUCAUCACCUGCCUAAGAUGGGCUCCGUCAAUAUUCAAGGACGCGCCCACCGGCAAUGGAGCAAGUGAUGGGAAAAAUGGAGAUAUCAAGAAAUCAGACUCUCCAGAGGUCCAGAUCCGGUGUGUUAUUGCGACUGGAGGUGUUGACAUGAAACUGCGGAUCUUCGCAAAUUGA
Molecule: messenger RNA, 1386 nt
Organism: Trichophyton benhamiae CBS 112371
Lineage: Eukaryota; Fungi; Ascomycota; Eurotiomycetes; Onygenales; Arthrodermataceae
Exons: 3
Coding region: 1-1386 (461 amino acids)
Molecular function (GO): protein binding
Source: RefSeq, a predicted model, not a curated record